GCCUUUCUCUUUCAGGACAGAGCAGACAUUUAGUAACGAUGCCUGAAAUCAACACCAACAACCUCGAUAAACAGCAGGUUCAGCUCCUGGCAGAGAUGUGUAUUCUUAUUGAUGAAAAUGACAACAAAAUUGGGGCUGAGACCAAAAAGAAUUGUCACCUGAAUGAAAACAUUGAGAAAGGAUUAUUGCAUCGAGCUUUUAGUGUCUUCUUAUUCAACACCGAAAAUAAGCUCCUGCUACAGCAGAGAUCAGAUGCCAAAAUUACCUUUCCAGGUUGUUUUACCAAUACUUGUUGUAGUCAUCCCUUAAGUAACCCAGGAGAGAUUGAAGAAAAUGAUGCAAUUGGAGUAAGGCGAGCAGCACAGAGGCGUUUAAAGGCUGAAUUGGGAAUUCCCAUGGAACAGGUUCCUCCAGAAGAAAUUAAUUAUCUGACCCGAAUUCACUACAAGGCUCAGUCUGAUAGUAUCUGGGGAGAACAUGAAAUUGAUUACAUUUUGUUUGUGAGAAAGAACGUAACUUUGAAUCCUGACCCCAAUGAGAUUAAAAGCUAUUACUAUGUGUCAAAGGAAGAGGUGGAAGAAAUGCUGAAAAAGGCAGCCAGUGGUGAAAUUAAGCUAACUCCAUGGUUUCAAAGUGUUGCAGAGGCUUUUCUCUUUAAAUGGUGGGAUAACUUAAAUAAUUUGAAUCAGUUUGUUGACCAUGAGAAAAUACACAGAAUGUGAAUGUGGAGAUGAUUAGUAAAAUACUAAAAAAUUUCUCUGCUUAGUAAACUUAAAAAGAUUUUUUUUCUUAUUUGUAUCACCUACCCCACGUAUAUGCCCUGCUAUUUAUAAAAGACAUGUAUGAGAGAUUUUUUUAAAGAGCAAAUAAACUAAACCUGUCUAAACACACAGUCCUGACAAAUUUGAACAAAUAAGUGAAGCUCUUCAUUUUCGAUGUUCCGAGGUAAACAUUUUCAGAACACUGGCAGAGCAUUUUAUUUGCCAGGUGCUUUACAUAUCAUUAAAUUUUUAUCAUAGCCCAGAAAAAUGUGCAACAGAAACUGUUGCUUAGCUACUUCAGAACAGCCCAAAUUAACUUUCCAUAUUAGGAUAUUAAAUUAGGGGGAGUAGGUCCAAGGUAAUUAAGUGGUGUGUGUCCUGAUUUCUAUCAAAGUCUGUGUUCUCAGAAUUACAGGGGACAGAUAGGCUAUUUGUAAAAUGGAAAUUGGGUCAUACUCUACCACAGGGGUUCUUAUCACUGGCUCUUUUGACAUUUGGGCUGGACGAUUCUUUGUUGUGGGGUUCAUCCUAUGCAUUAAAAGACAUUUGGCAGCAUCCCUGGGUUCUACCCACUGAAUACCAUUGAUACCCAUCCCCCCAUCACAAUCACAGUGACUACAGGUGCCAAAUGUGUGGGAGGGCAAAGGUGCUCCCUUGAGAGCCACUGUUCUCCAAAGUCAUGGCAUAUUGGGAGGAACAGGGGAAACUGGGGAAUUAAAGAUUAAUCUUAGUAUUAAAUGGAAUUGGGGCAUGGAAUAUGUGUAUAUUAAUAUUUAAACUGUACCUGAUGCACCUUUUAAAACUUGCAUAGGUUUCUCAGUUUUGAAAUCUCAAGACAGCUUUAUUAUCCUUGAAUGCUAUGUAAUAAUAAUGAAAAAGAUAAUGUUUCUUACAAAUUAUUUUAUAAAUUCAAUAGAAGAAUCCAUUUCUUGUUAACUCUGAACAGUUAAUUCAUAAUUGCAGGAAAAUUGUCACAAGUAUUAAUUUUACUGAAAAGUAAAAACAAUUAAAAAUUACAUUUUAA
Miniopterus natalensis is the source of this 1785-nucleotide messenger RNA. RefSeq names its product isopentenyl-diphosphate delta isomerase 1 (gene IDI1). The record is from RefSeq and is a predicted model, not a curated record. Gene Ontology annotation, biological process: isoprenoid biosynthetic process; isopentenyl diphosphate biosynthetic process. Gene Ontology annotation, cellular component: cytoplasm. NCBI's taxonomy places the organism in Eukaryota, Metazoa, Chordata, Mammalia, Chiroptera, Miniopteridae. Gene Ontology annotation, molecular function: isopentenyl-diphosphate delta-isomerase activity.